AUGAGUCUCCAUGCGAAGAUCAGCAAUGUUAUGUGUGUUGUUGUCGGAUCAGGUCUUCUUCUCUUCUCAAACAUCUUCGUGGUCAUCGAGAUACGAACAGCACUUUAUAAGCGUAUAAUUGGAGCCUGUUUGGCAUACCACCUAGACAAAAGCUCUUUGUUGCAGUACAUUUUUCUCGGUGACUAUGUGGAUCGUGGGCGUCGAUCGCUGGAGUGUGUUUGCUUGGUGCUAACCUUGAAGAUUUUAUUUCCACGCAAGUAUCAGAUCUUACGAGGAAAUCACGAAUGCAAAGGUAUCAAUCGGGUCUACGGAUUUUAUGAUGAGCUUCUCGACCGCUUUGAAAAAGAGGAAGCUGAAAGAUUAUGGCUAGGAUUCAACGAGGUUUUCUCGUGGAUGCCGCUGGCUGGACUUGUUGGGAAGAAAAUUCUGUGCAUGCAUGGUGGAAUUUCGGCUUACCUCAAUUCUCUUGAUGAUAUCCGUAAGGUGCUCAUUUGUUUUAUCUUCAACAAAAUUGACUACAGAUACGCGCCGAACACAGUGCGAGGAGUGGCGACGUUCUUCGGUGAAGAUGCUGUUAUUCAGUGUUGUGAGAAAUUAAAAGUCGACUUGAUAGUACGGGCACAUCAAAUGAUGAUGUCUGGUUAUGGUUUCUUUUGUAACAGGAAGCUAAUCACCAUUUUUACAGCACCAAGAUAUCAGCCAGAAGCGGUGGGUUACAGCAUAAGAACCAUAAAGCUAAUUACUUGA
This is a messenger RNA of Angiostrongylus costaricensis, 747 nucleotides long. Lineage: Eukaryota; Metazoa; Nematoda; Chromadorea; Rhabditida; Metastrongylidae. The record is from the annotation of a GenBank genome assembly.